AUGGCCCCACCAGCAGCCUUGUGGUUUGUACAAAUUGAGGCGCAGUUUCACAACAACAGAAUCUCUUCCGACAACAGCAAAUUCAAUGCCAUAAUCGCUGCCUUGGAUCCUGAAAUCCUAAAUGAGGUUUCGGAUUUGGUGCAAACACCACCAGUCACUGACAAAUAUCCUGCCUUUAAAAAACAGUUAAUAGGGAGGUUUACUGAGUCCAAGGAGCGACAGUUGAAUAAGCUUAUAACAUCACUCGAACUCGGCGACAGGCGUCCUUCAAGUUUGUUGAGAGAGAUGAGAAGACUUGCGGGAGAAAAUGUUCCUGACGAUAUGCUCUCUACAAUUUGGAUGUCAAAAAUGCAGAACCACGUGAGGGGUAUUCUUUCUUCAAGUCUGGACAUCACUGCUUUAUCUAAGAUAGCAGACAACAUGUCGACAGCACCAAAUCUCGUUUUCGCUGCAGAGGUAAAUGAAUGUCGAAACAUCAAUUCCCUCGAUCAACGUCUGACAGAGGUAGAAUCUGCACUGUCUAGCCUUACAACACUUGUGCAAAGUCUCAAAGUUGGUCAAAACAUAUCUCAAACGCAGUCCUGA
Molecule: messenger RNA, 585 nt
Organism: Eupeodes corollae
Lineage: Eukaryota; Metazoa; Arthropoda; Insecta; Diptera; Syrphidae
Exons: 2
Coding region: 1-585 (194 amino acids)
Source: RefSeq, a predicted model, not a curated record